GAAAGGUGACAAUCACUCUAUGCAUACAACGAAGGAAAUUUGAAUAAAGAGUAGAUUUUAGCCUAUAGGAGAUCACCGAAUGGGGUGGGACUUGUCAUUAGUCGAAACAAUGAUAAUGGAAAAUAUUUGUUUUUCUUUCAGUCUGUGGUAAUAGCUUUGAGUAUAUUGCAGGUGUAGGCUUAAGAAGUUACCUUGUUUAACUCGCUGAGAAUUGGUUAUAGCCCAGAUAGUCAAUGGCAAUGCUCCAGUGUGGUUUAAGAGGUUAACUACGGCGCUCGGGUAGUGUUAGGUCGAGUUUUGUGACAGUGUGUACACAAAGCGUUCACUCGCAAGACAGUGUGAAUUGCACGGUCGAACGCCUUAAUGACACUGAGCCACGCUGUGAUUGGUUGAUCGCAUCAUUUGUCAAUAUGCCGUAAUGGUGUGACAGAUUAAAGAGAAUUUGAAAGGCAAAGACUUUAGUGUGUACUGUCAAUACAAGAGUGUAUCGCGGCAUGAUGACUGGAUGUGCAUCUAUGUUUAUGUGUGCUCGCUUAAUUCCCUUUAUCCUGGUGUUGGUUUAUCAUUUAGCGAACGGGGACAAGAAUAAAUGCGAGGAAAUCACGAUUCCGCUAUGCCAGAACCUCGGCUACAAUACCACAUACACGCCGAAUCGCUUUUUUCACGAAGACCAGAAAGAAGCGGCGUCAGAAGUGCAUCAAUUCUGGCCCUUGGUUCAAAUAAAUUGCUCUCCCGUGCUCAAAUUUUUCCUGUGUUCCCUCUACGCACCCGUGUGCGAUAAGGUUUACGACAAGGAACUUCUGCCAUGUCGUAAGGUCUGUAAACAAGCGAAAGCGGGCUGUCUAGAUUUGAUGACAACCUACGGUUUUAAAUGGCCGGAGAAAAUGGAAUGCCACUUAUUCCCCGAGAAGAAAGACGAUCCGUUGUGUAUGGCACAAGAAGACGGAGCGCCCUUACCGACUCGGGGAGCGUGGCCUUCGGGCUUUACCUUCUUUCCCCUUCCUUCGAAAAUUCCAACAUCAAUAGAUGAGAGUUCUAAAACCUCGCGUACCCGAGGACCACCGAGACCAACUCAUGUAGGUCGUGGCUCGAAAUCGUUUGUCACCACGCCGUCACCUCGAGGGCAAGCCUGUCAAUGCCAGUGCGCUAAGCCGUUUAUACGUGUCGACAAGAAACUAGAACGCCAUAUCGGAGACGUACCGAACUGUGCCUUGCCAUGCAACGCGUCGUACUUCAGUUCAAAUCAGAAACGUUUCGCCACGGCGUGGGUGACAUUAUGGUCAACUAUGUGCUUCGUUUCGACCUUCCUUACGCUCGCAACAUUCUUUUUGGACACGGCUAGAUUUCGGUAUCCUGAACGACCGGUUAUAUUUCUAUCGAGUUGUUAUCUGUUGAUGUCGUUUGGAUAUAUAAUGCGUCUGAUAGCCGGCGAAGACGCAGUGGUCUGCGAUAGCGACGACCUCAUAGCGCACGAAACAACUGGACCAGCUUUAUGUACUCUGGUAUUCUUACUGACCUAUUUUGGUGGCAUGGCUUCGGCGCUCUGGUGGGUUAUUUUGGCUUUUACGUGGUUCUUGUCGGCCGGUUUGAAAUGGUCCAACGAAGCGAUUGCAAACGUAUCGCAAUACUUCCAUAUUGUUGCUUGGUUGAUACCUUCCGUGCAAACAAUCUCAGUAUUAGCAAUGUCUAGCAUAGACGGUGACGCUUUGAGCGGCAUAUGCUCGGUUGGAAACCAAAAUAAGGAUAGCCUGGUCGCGUUCGUAGUCGUGCCUAUGGGAAUCUACCUAACUAUCGGUUCGGUGUUCUUGCUGGCUGGAUUUGUAUCAUUAUUCCGUAUCGAAAGAAAAUGCGAAGCGAUGGCAACAAUACAAACAAACUAGAAAAGCUCAUGGUCCGAAUUGGUGUGUUCUCCGUCCUCUAUACCGUCCCUGCGACUGUUACGAUUGGCUGUCACGUCUACGAAAUGUCGAAUCGCACGAAGUGGGAAAAAUGGUUGACAUGUUCCGAAACGCCUUGCAUCGGAGCGGAGAAAAUCGAACCCGAAUUCUCGGUGUUUAUGGUCAAAUAUUUCAUGUCGUUAGUCGUCGGGAUUAGUACGGGAUUUUGGAUUUGUUCAAUGAAGACUAUCGACUCGUGGCGCGAUUUGAUCAAACGGCACCUCGGAUCGAAAUUAAGACAGAAAAGUCCAGACGAACAAGCCGAGCAAACGGCGCUACCUUUGACCAAAAAAACUGAUGUUUAAGACUUAAUUUCAGUUUAGGGAUUCUUCUAGACUUUGGGGAACAGCCCGAAUAGUACAAGCGCGUCAUUCUCCGAAAAACGUCCGCCAAUGUCAGUCGAAAGUCGCAGCGCUUAAUUCGAACAGUUUAAGUUAAAACGAAGGGGGCUGGAAACCUGUAUUGGUACAGUUGAAUUUUGAUUUCCGGUUGUGACAAAAGGCGGGAAGAUGUCUAAACAGUUCUUAUAGUCUUUAGGAAUUGUUUAACAUUUUGAACUGCGGGGCCUUGCAAGGCUCUCCGCAGUCGAAAGCCGCCAUUUUGGCUGCGUAUGUACAUAAUUGAAAACAAUGUAUUUAACUGACGCCACGCAUGAUAAGUGGUAACACAUAGACUCUUACUGAUAUAUUGUAAAGAUCUUUGUACUCUGCUCAUGCUAGAAGCUGAGUAUUUGCGUAGUUUCAAUACGUAAACUUUAAGUUUAUAGUGUAAAUAAGAUUUAUUAAUAGGUACAAUUAUUUUUUUUGGGCAAACUAGAUAAUUUUUCUUUAAGCCAGAUUUGUUGUAAGAUGAAAGCUCGAACAUUUGUUCAGAUAAUAUCUUAGAGAUUAAAAGAUGCCUUGUUAAGUCAUUAUUCAUAAUAUUUACAAAGAGACGCUAUUUACGAAUACUUUUCGAUUAAAUUGCUUUACAUGUUAAUAAAAUUGGAUAAACUUCGUUAAUAAGUUAAUAAAUUAAUAAGAAACCUCAACGUUGCCUUCAAACAAAUCUGUGACUGUGUAUAGCUUUCAAAGUGUGGAAAAAGCUUGCGUUAUAUUGUCUUUUUGUGUGAUUAAAUGUAUACAUUUUUGAAUAAGUAAUGAGAUGUUAGCGUCGAAUGCAUGUAAUUAAACGUGCAAUAUUGGCAAAAGCGGAUAUCAGGGAUAAGUGCUUUUAACUUUUUGAAAGUUUCUUGUGUUUGAAGUGAAGCAAUAUUACAAGGGGAGGAGUUUCUAAGAGCUGUAAAUUAACAAGGGCGGCAGAUGUUGCGGCCGAGAAAUGAUUUUGCAAGUGCCCU
Paramuricea clavata is the source of this 3273-nucleotide messenger RNA. The record is from the annotation of a GenBank genome assembly. Lineage: Eukaryota; Metazoa; Cnidaria; Anthozoa; Malacalcyonacea; Plexauridae.